Messenger RNA from Penicillium cosmopolitanum, 1806 nucleotides. Its product is annotated as trichothecene efflux pump. Gene Ontology annotation, molecular function: transmembrane transporter activity. Gene Ontology annotation, biological process: transmembrane transport. The coding region runs from base 1 to 1806 and encodes 601 amino acids. The record is from RefSeq and is a predicted model, not a curated record. Lineage: Eukaryota; Fungi; Ascomycota; Eurotiomycetes; Eurotiales; Aspergillaceae. The transcript has 5 exons.
AUGGAAAUCCUUUAUGCUCUGCCAAUGUCUUUGACAGAGAAAGACCCUGGGGGUUGCUCGCCAGUGUUAGAGGUUGAAUAUGCAGCAAAUGCACCAGAUCCGACAACUAAACAAUCGGAAAACUUGGUUUACGUGGAUGAUGAAGAGCCCAAGUUGCAUAUGUCGACAUACGUCGCGCUUGCAGCUAUGUUCCUACUAAACCUUGUGCAAGUUUUUGGCCUGAUGGGCCCUCCAGCAGCGCUUUCGUUUAUUGAAGCCGAUUUGAAGAAUACGGCAGCCGGUACUUGGGUUCCGAACUCUCUUUCGCUAGUCCAAGCCGUCUUGGCCCCUCUUAUAUCCUCCGCCUCGGAUACAUUUCAAGCACGCAAGGAACUUUUAGUUGGACCUGCAGUUAUAGCAUUCGUGGGAGCUGCGAUUGCCCCAGGUUCUGCUAGCAUAUAUCGACUUAUUGGUGCUCAGAUUUUGAUUGGGUUUGGCUUCGCUACUGUGCCUCUGGCAUACUGUGUCCCAAGCGAGAUUCUUCCUCGAAAAUGGCGGCCUAUGGCCCAAGCGGGAAUGAACGUCGCUGCAGCUUUAGGCGCAUGCUCGGCGCCGCUAAUCAUCGGUGCCUUUACUAAAGCAAAUUCCCAUACUGGAUGGCGGAACUUUUAUUGGCUUCAAAUGGGACUUUGGGGGCUAACUGCAAUAUGCUUAUUCUUUGGCUAUAAGCCUCCCAAGCGCCAUACGGACUUCGAUCAUUUAUCAUUGACACAGAAGAUCGCACGUCUUGACUUGCCGGGAUUUAUGCUUCUCACCGCUGGUAUAACUCUGCUUUUGACUGGCUUGAAUCUUGGAGGUGGGUUAUAUGCAUGGGCUUCAGCUCCUGUGCUAUCCACUAUUAUCAUCGGUAUUCUAUGCCUUUUCUCAUUUGGAAUUUACGAGUGGAAGGCUACGACGACGGGAAUUCUCCACCAUGAAUUGUUCCGUGGAGGCAAAACUGGAGGACGCACAUUCGCUCUAUCCGUCGGACUCAUCUUUAUUGAAGGAAUCUUGCUUUUUUCAUACACAAUCUUCUACCCAGCCCUAACCACAGAAUUAUUCACCAAAGACGCAUUUUUGCUAGCGGCCCGGGAACAGCCCUUCUGGAUCGCAGGUGGAAUCGGCACAGUCAUAUAUGGAUACGUGAGCACUAGGUUCCGGUCGAUUCGAGCUCCACUGUUCAUCGGGUUUCUACUCCUCACAGCGGGCGUUGUCGGGCUUGCUACAAUUCAACCCAAGGACGAAAUAAGUGUAUUGGCCUUUUCAGGCCUCGCGGGGCUUGGAUUUGGCUCUCCUCUUAUACUUCUGAUUGCCGCUGUGCAGUUAUCAACACCGCAUCAUCUGAUCGCAACCGCAACCGCCGCCACGACCUGCUCUCGAGCAAUAGCUGCCACCGUUUUCACUGCUAUUUUUUCCGCUGCAUUUAAUGCUCGGGCUCAAAAGUUUAUUCCUGAUUAUGUUUCUCAGGCUGUUCUUGAUGCAGGGUUGCCAUCUACGUCUGUCGGGGAUUUCGUCAAAGCCAUUGCAGCUGGAGAUGAAUCAGCACUUAGCAGCGUCGCGGGUGUUGACAUUGGAAUUCUCUCAGCGGGGACAAACGCCGCUAAGCAGGCUUUUGCGGAUAGUUUAAGAGUGGUAUAUAUCAUUGCAGCUCCGUUCGGGCUGCUCGCCUGUAUUUGCUGCUUCUUUCUGGGUGAUCUGCGCUUGGCUAUGAACUACGCUGUUGAUGCUCCAUUGGAGGCUUUACACCCAAGGUACCAUGUCGGUGGUGAACAGGAAAACAGGGCCUGA